CCCCUGGGCGUCAGAAAGACAGCAAACCACCCAGAAGGAUCAGCUUGUGGACUGUCUUGGAGGAGGACUACUGAGUAGAUAGACAAGAGGUCAACCCCACCCAGUCUCAGCGACACAUAGCAUGGCUACGGCGAGCACCUCAGGGCAGAGCACCUUCGGGCUUGGGAGGAAAAAGAAGGCUCCAGGACUCAUGGAUCAGAUUAGCAAAUUCUUUGGAGGAGACAAAAAGAAAAGGAGCAAGGGGUCAUUCCGGGGUCACCUGGCCUCCUCACCCCAGCAAUCCUCUUCUCGCCGCCGGACCAAUGAAAAUGCUGUGGUGCAUUUCUUCAGGAGCAUUGUUUCCUCUCCUCGUCCCAAAUCCAGGUGGAGAGAUGUCUUGGGCUUGGCCUCGUCGCCGCGUGCUGAGAGCACAAAGUCGCCGGUCAGAAGACGCAGAGACCAAAGUACACUGUCCAGAAUCUUCAACCUGUGACGCUCUCAUCAGAGACCAGGAGAAACCAAGUCCCGUCCACCCCCUAAACGCUGGAGCACCAUCUUCUAAGCUCUCCGCCGAGGACCAAACCACAGAUCCAACGCCGAUGGGACAAGACGGAGGAGGAGGAACAGAUCUGCACGCGGCGGACUCACAACCUCAAGAAAUGUUAACUCACUAACACAAGCCUCGUGUAUCUUUAGACAGUGACACAACAUUGACACAGUAUAAAAAUCCACUCUCCAGGGAUGUAGGCAGUCACCGUGCCAGUUUUCUUUUUAAUCCUACUUCUAUGGGUAUCUUGUCUUAGUCAUGAUUUAGCUGUUCGUGAGAGGUUUAGUCACGCUUUUAGUAAAAUAUCCUUCUGUAAAAAUCACCCAUUCGAGUAUCUUGGUCUGAUGGUGCUAGUGUCUGCUGUCUGCUGUCUGAGGUUUGUUCCUGGCAGAUGUUCGUUUUUCUAUUCGUCUCCCGUCGUCUGCAUUUUGUACAUGAGUGACGCUUUACGUAUCUCGCUGCUUUCUAGAAACACGACUCACACGCAAACAACAAACUGGUGUUUCUGUUUCAUAUGUGAACUCUAGAUGGAGAGUGGUCCUGUUUGUGCCUGAGUGAAACGCAUGUCGCCAAGAAAUGCACCUGGAAAUACAACUGGGAGCCUGUAAGAGUAGCUCUAAUAUUGUUUUUAUGUAACAGUUUUGUGUCCUCAUGCCUCAGUGUAAUUAAUAAACAUGUACAGUAUGAUGCUGUCCAAGUCUAUCAAAUGAAAAGAAUAAAAUGCCCUUUUUAAAUGCACUGUCACAUAACAGAAAAUGUCCCUAAAUAAAACUGGUCUGCUGUCUUUCCCAUAUAGUUGCUUUUGCAUCAAUCUCAUUUAUUGUUAGUUAUCUGUUUGCAUCUUAAAUUAAGUUUGAAGUUUUAAUGUUGUUUGUGUUUUAUUUAAAAGACGACAGACAAAAGGUUUAAGGUGUUAACUGAUGGUCAGAUCGUAAGUGGUUCAGUGGUAUAAGGCGGAAGCAGCCAGAUGGCACGAGGAGUAUGAAGGACAGUAUGUUGAUUUCCAAAUGUUCUGACGCGUAAUUGUCAUUUUUAUUUUGUUCAUAAUAAAUUACACUGCCACUCUCAUUUGUACAUGACCUGUUUGUAUGUUCACUUUAACUGUAAAGUCAAAAGCACUGUAAAGGUGUGGUUUUCGCUGACAUGUGGUGGUGCUACAGGAAUAAGAACUGAUACAUAGCAAACUGAGUGUUGUGUUUCCUCUUCAUGUAAAACUCCUGUUUUUUAAUGUUCAGCUUAACUGAAAAUAAACACUUUGUCAGAGUUA
Lates calcarifer (barramundi perch) is the source of this 1793-nucleotide messenger RNA. It is a transcript of the gene mbpa, whose product is annotated as myelin basic protein a. Bases 122 to 472 code for a protein of 116 amino acids. Gene Ontology annotation, molecular function: structural constituent of myelin sheath. NCBI's taxonomy places the organism in Eukaryota, Metazoa, Chordata, Actinopteri, Centropomidae. The record is from RefSeq and is a predicted model, not a curated record. The transcript is spliced from 7 exons.